AUGGCUAAACUUGCAGUCCGGGAGCGAGCUCAAAACCUGUCCGUGAGGGUACAGAAGAAGAACUGGACAAGUUUUUGUACGUCCGAGUGGCCGGCUUUCAACAUCGGGUGGCCACGGGAUGGGACUUUUGACUCUCGCAUUAUCUUACAGGUGAAGAGCCAGGUCUGCAGGGAAGGUAGAGAAGGGCACCCGGAUCAAGUACCCUACAUCUGUGUGUGGGAGGACCUGGCACAAAACCCUCCUAAAUGGGUAAAACCCUUUCUCCCGGCCGACCGAGUCGUGGCAGGUGCCUUACCCGCCCCGCCUUCGCCCAUAACACCUUUAAAACCGCAACCCGCAGAUCAAAGCGGGCUCCCCAUUGUUAUGUGGGAAGAUCCAGAGCAAAAUUCGCUAAUUGCCCCUACCACGACCCUUUAUCCAUUAAAAGAGUUAGACUCCCUAAAGGCAAAGAAACCCCCGGUCCUCCCGGGCGGACAGGAGGAUCUUUUGCUUUUUGACACCCCACCACCUUACGCGCCCCCCCCAAGAGAGCCUACGGCACCUUCCCCGGAUUCCACGCAGGAAGAUAGGGAGGAGGACCCCCCGACUCGUUCAACCCCCAUGAGUGCCAGGCUGCGCUUACGACGGGGAGGGGGGAGUGAGGACGGGCAGUGGGAGGCUCAGGCUUUUCCACUCCGCUCAGUGGGGGGUCAGCUACAAUAUUGGCCGUUCUCAGCUUCAGAUUUAUACAAUUGGAAAACUCAUAACCCGCCUUUUUUGCAAGAUCCUCAGGCACUGACAGGAUUAAUUGAAUCUAUUCUUUUAACCCACCAACCGACUUGGGAUGACUGCCAGCAGCUCCUUCAGGCUCUCCUGACCACGGAGGAGAGACAGCGAGUUCUCACGGAAGCCCAGAAAAAUGUUCCAGGGGACAAUGGUCAACCUACCCAACUACCGAACGAGAUUGAUGCAGCAUUUCCGUUGACUAGACCGGAUUGGGAUUUUAGUACGGCAGCAGGUAGGGAACGACUUCGUCUCUAUCGCCAGAUUCUCCUGACAGGUCUCAGAGGGGCAGGGAGACGCCCCACCAAUUUGGCUAAGGUACGUGCCAUAACCCAAGGUAGUGAAGAGACCCCAGCGGGGUUCCUAGAAAGAUUAAUGGAGGGAUACCGGAUGUACACCCCGUUUGACCCCCAGGCUCCUGAUCGGCAGUCGGAUGUAAUAAUGUCUUUCAUUGGCCAAUCGGCCCCAGACAUCCGAACGCGGCUGCAGAGACUGGAAGGCUUACAGGGUUAUACUUUGCCAGACCUCCUAAAGGAGGCAGAGAGAAUCUUUAAUAAGAGAGAAACUAAGGAAGAAAAGGAGGAAAGAAUGCAAAAGGAACAGGAUCAGAGAGACAAAAAGAGAAAUAGGGAGUUAGCUAAAAUCUUGGUCACCGCAGUAAGCGAAUCAAAUAGCCAGGAUAGGCCAGGUUACGGUAGAGGUCAGAUAAAGAAAUACCCGGGAGACAAAAACAGACCGCGGAUAGAACGAGAUCAGUGUGUGUACUGUAAGGAAAGAGGACAUUGGGCUAGAGACUGUCCAAAUAAAGCCACCGCCAGAAAGAAAAAGGAGACUGACAUCCCAGUUCUUGCCCUGGGGGAAGAGGACGAUGACUAGGGGGGUCAGGGCCAGGAGCCUCCCCCUGAGCCCCGGGUAACCCUGUGAGUGGGAGGCAGGCCGGUCACGUUUAUGGUGGAUACCGGAGCUCAGCACUCUGUUUUAAACAAAAAGAUUGGCCCCCUUAGCUCAAAAAUUUCUUGCGUCCAGGGGGCAACUGGAAGAAAAAUGUACCCAUGGACCACGGAACGACAGGUAGAUCUAGCUACUGGCCAAGUCACCCACUCAUUUCUUUUAGUACCGGACUGCCCAUACCCCUUGUUGGGGAGAGACUUGCUAUCCAAGGUGGGAGCCCAGAUUCAUUUCCAGAAGGAAGGGGCCUCAGUGACGGAUUCUGGUGGGCACCUUCUACAAGUAUUGUCCUUACAAUUAAGAGAUGAACAUCGUUUAUAUGACAAAGAAAAAAUAAAUACUCCGCUAGCCCCCGAGUGGAUAGAAAAAUUUCCGAGUUCUUGGGCAGAAACUGGAGGAAUAGGAUUGGCCAUUCAACAGCCACCCGUAAUAGUAAAUGUAAAGCCUACAGCUGAACCAAUAUCUGUACGGCAAUAUCCUAUGACCAAGGAAGCAAAGGACGGAAUCCGGCCCCACAUUAAGAGACUGCUGGACUUGGGGAUAUUAAGACCCUGCCAGUCUCCUUGGAAUACUCCCUUACUGCCAGUACGGAAACCGGGCACCACUGACUUCCGACCGGUGCAGGACCUACGCGAGGUAAAUCGUCGGGUUGAAGACAUUCACCCGACCGUGCCAAAUCCGUACAACUUGCUGAGCACUUUGCCUCCAUCGCGCACUUGGUAUACGGUACUAGAUUUGAAAGAUGCCUUCUUUUGUCUGAGAUUGAGCCCCCAGAGCCAACCUUUGUUUGCAUUUGAAUGGAAAGACCCGGAGACUGGAUUCUCAGGGCAAUUGACUUGGACCAGACUUCCACAAGGAUUUAAGAAUUCGCCCACACUAUUCGAUGAAGCCUUACAUCAUGACUUGGCAAGUUUCAGGGUGAGUAACCCUCAAUGGACUCUUUUACAGUAUGUAGAUGACUUGCUCCUGGCAGCGGAAACUGAAGCAGACUGUAAACAGGGCACGGAGUCCCUGCUCCAAACGCUAGGUGAGCUGGGAUAUCGCGCCUCUGCCAAAAAGGCCCAAAUAUGUGUCCGACAGGUAGUUUACCUGGGUUAUAAAUUAAAAGGGGGCAGGAGGUGGCUAACGGAGGGACGUAAACAGGCAGUGGCACUUAUACCUCCACCUAAAAACCCACACCAGUUGAGGGAAUUUCUGGGGAGUGCCGGCUUCUGCCGCCUGUGGAUUCCUGGGUUUGCGGAGAUUGCGGCUUCCCUAUAUCCCCUCACAAAAAGCAAUUCCCCCUACAUCUGGGGAGAAGAACAGCAAUUGGCCUUCGAUAAACUAAAAAGGGCCCUCUUGGAAGCCCCCGCACUGAGCCUGCCUGACCCCAGCAAGCCUUUUAUCCUAUAUAUAGAUGAAAGAGGGGGAAUCGCAAAGGGAGUCCUGACCCAAAAAUUGGGGCCUUGGAAGAGACCAGUGGCCUAUUUUUCGAAGAAACUGGACAGUGUCGCCUCCGGGUGGCCCCCAUGUCUCCGCAUGAUAGCGGCAGUGGCCACGAUUGUAAAAGAUUCUGACAAACUGACUCUGGGACAGCCACUGACUGUAGUGACGUCUCAUGCUAUUGAGACGGUCAUACGUCAGCCACCUGAUCGAUGGUUAUCAAAUGCCAGAGUUACCCACUACCAAGCAAUGUUACUCAACCCCGAGCGUAUCCGGUUUGGAACGACGGCCUCUCUCAACCCAGCCACUCUACUGCCAGAACCAGGAGACCAUACGCAGGUCAGCCACAAUUGCCAACAGGUGCUGGCUGAAGUCUAUGGGGCUCGCGAGGACUUGACGGAUCAGCCCCUGCCAGACGCGGAGUACACCUGGUAUACGGAUGGCAGCAGCUUCCUCCAUCAAGGAGGCAGAGAAAUCAAGAAUAAACAGGAAAUCUUAGACCUCCUCCAGGCCCUCUUCUUGCCAAAAAAAGUGAGCAUCAUACAUUGCCCGGGCCACCAGAAAGGAGAGGACCCAGUGGCACAGGGUAACCGGAUGGCGGAUAAGGUGGCCCGAACUAACGCCUUGGGUGGCUAUGUGUUAAAUAUCAAUGUGCCAGACCCUCCCAGCCGGGGGCCGGAAUGGAAUUACACCGAACAAGAUGUGACAGCUAUACAAAGGCUAGGAGGAAUUUACGACGAAACCACUAAAAGUUGGAAAAUACAAGGCAAAGUCGUGCUGCCCACGAAAGAAACCAGGAAAUUAGUGCAAGAUCUACAUAGAUGGACACAUUUGGGGUAUAAGAAACUAAGAACCUUGCUGGAUAGGGAGGAGAAUUCUCAUUUUUUACUAGGGCUAAAUGCAGCGAUAAAACAAACCGUGAAUGCCUGUGUCCCAUGCGCCAAGGUAAAUCCCAGAUGUUUUAAAAUGCCUGAAGGAAUCCGGAUACAGGGAGCUAGGCCUGGAAUUAAUUGGGAAGUGGAUUUUACAGAGGUCCGCCCAAGUAGAUAUGGGAUUAAAUAUCUUUUAGUGUUCAUAGAUACCUUUUCCGGCUGGCCUGAAGCAUUUCCAGUGAAAAAGGAAACGGCACAAGUCGUGGUUAAGAAGCUACUAGAAGAAAUCUUCCCGCGGUUUGGUUUACCUAAGGUAUUGGGGUCAGACAAUGGACCCGCCUUCGUCUCCCGGACCCGCUUCCGUGCUUUGCAGCUAGUCCACAGGCAUAUAGGGAAGCAGCUGACUGCCGUAUAUCAGUCCAAGUGCCCCGCGCUCCCGCAUCCGUUCCAUAUUGGAGACCUUGUCUACGUCCGCAGGCACCAGACUAAGACGCUUGAACCACGUUGGAAGGGACCCUACACAGUAUUAUUAACUACGCCGACCGCAAUAAAGGUAGACGGAAUUGCCGCCUGGAUACACGCGUCACACGCUAAGAAAGCGGCAGCUGCACAAGAACAAGAGACCGACAGCCCUGCCGAGGAACAGACACCAAAAUGGAAACUACAACGUACUCGAAACCCACUCAAGAUAAGAAUUUCAAAAGCUGUCUAG
Messenger RNA from Lepus europaeus (European hare), 4716 nucleotides. RefSeq lists its product as uncharacterized. Gene Ontology annotation, biological process: proteolysis; virion assembly; DNA integration. Lineage: Eukaryota; Metazoa; Chordata; Mammalia; Lagomorpha; Leporidae. Gene Ontology annotation, molecular function: aspartic-type endopeptidase activity; zinc ion binding; nucleic acid binding. The transcript is spliced from 4 exons. The record is from RefSeq and is a predicted model, not a curated record.